AUGACUAACGACGACUUGACACCCUUAUCAAACUAUUUUAAACUUGAGAGUCCUGCUCAACUUCAAGAGAUUCUCAGCGUCGAUUUAGAGAAGCUCAGCGUGCUUUAUUUUCGAGCGGAAUGGGCUCAGAUUUGCAAAACCGCCGAUCCGAGGUUCAAAUCUCUAGCAGCUAAAUGGAACGCUGCCAUAUUCCUAGAAAUCGAAGCCGAGACUUUACCAGAAGUAUCCGAAUCAUUCGAUGUUUCCUCAGUACCUUGUUUCAUCGUACUCAGAGGGCAUAAACUUUUGACAAAGAUCGUGGGAGCUCAAGUAGAUCGAUUAGAAGCCGAUGUGGAGAAGUUUUUGGAACUUGACUCUAAUCGAUCUUCAAAUUCUACUAAUGGGAGAUAUGAACCUAUCAGUAAUACCACUCAAGCACCCGAACCACCAAUGGCCUCUACCGCUUCAAGAUCUCACGAGAAUAAAUCUGCAAAUGGUGAAGAAAGUGAGGAAGAGGUCUUUGCGAGAUGUCGGAAGCUGAUGCAACAGUCAAAAGUUGUACUCUUCAUGAAGGGUGACCCACAAGUUCCUCGCUGUGGCUUUUCACAGCAGACUGUUAAGAUCUUGAAAGAUUUAAACAUUGAGUUUACAACCUUUGAUAUCUUGACAGAUGACAGCAUCAGACAAGGGAUGAAGAAGCUCAAUUCUUGGCCUACGUUCCCUCAAUUGAUCAUCAACGGAGAACUUGUAGGAGGACUUGAUAUCUUGAAAGAAAUGAUGGAAAAGAAUGGAAAGGAGACGAGUGAAUUGGAGGAUUUACUGGCUGAUUGACCUAGACAGAGACACCAUUGUUCGGCCUUUCAAGCAUUCAAUUCUUUGAUUCCGAAGUGUAAAGUACAUACCGUAUCAUGCGUGAGUUGAAGUGGCAUCCAAUGAUGUACUGAUAAUGUACCUUGAUGUCUACCUCCUUACGUGUC
Melampsora larici-populina 98AG31 is the source of this 956-nucleotide messenger RNA. RefSeq lists its product as uncharacterized. The record is from RefSeq and is a predicted model, not a curated record. The coding region runs from base 1 to 810 and encodes 269 amino acids. The transcript is spliced from 6 exons. Lineage: Eukaryota; Fungi; Basidiomycota; Pucciniomycetes; Pucciniales; Melampsoraceae. Gene Ontology annotation, molecular function: 2 iron, 2 sulfur cluster binding.